Porites evermanni is the source of this 6790-nucleotide messenger RNA. The record is from the annotation of a GenBank genome assembly. Lineage: Eukaryota; Metazoa; Cnidaria; Anthozoa; Scleractinia; Poritidae.
AUGAGUGAUGACCAAGUGUGCGGCUUUCACAAAGUGAAAGUCACCAUAUUGGCUUCUGAAUGGGGAUCAAGCAAAGGGGGGCUUUCUACCAUAAACAGAGAAUUAGCUCUUCAGUUAGCCAAAUGCCCUGAAGUGGAAAUCACUUUCUUUUUACCACAAUGCAGUCAAGAGGACAGGAAGGUUGCCUUACAAAACAAUGUGAAGAUCGUGGAGGCAGCACCACUACUUGGCUUUGAACAACUGGAGUGGCUUAGCUUCCCUCCAGAUCAUCUGCAAAUUGAUAUUAUUGUGGGUCAUGGUGUUAAACUUGGUAAACAAGUACAAAUCAUAAAAAAAUUUAAAAAGUGCAAAUGGCUUCAAGUGGUCCACACAGACCCUGAAGAACUUGGGAUGUUUAAAAACUAUUCCAACCCAAUUUCAAAGGGCGAAGAAAAGCACAAGACUGAAGUAGAACUGUGUAAAAUGGCGGAUCAUGUUGUAGGAGUUGGGCCCAAGUUGAGUGAGGCCUUCCGCUCAUAUCUUCGUAGCUGUAAAAAAGAUGACACUGUUCUUGACUUCACUCCUGGAGUAUUUGAAGAGUUUGCAGCCUUGAAGCAGGUUCCCAGUGAACGGCAACAACGUAGUGUCUUAGUGUUUGGUCGGGGAGACGUAGAAGAUUUUGAAUUAAAAGGGUUUGACAUUGCAGGAAAAGCGAUUGCUGCAUUAGAAGAUACUCGUCUUGUGUUUGUUGGAGCCCCCGAUGGAAAACACGAAGAAAUAGCAAAACGGUUGACUGAAUGUGGUGUUCCUGAAAGGCGUUUGAGAGUAAGAGGAUUUGUUAAAGAGCGAGAGAGUUUGAAGGACUUGUUUCAAGAAGUGGAUCUUGUAAUCAUGCCUUCAAGAACAGAAGGCUUUGGAUUGACAGGACUUGAGGCCCUAUCAGCUGGUCUCCCUGUGCUUGUCAGCAGUAACUCUGGUUUUGGAGAAGCUUUGUGUUGUGUAGCUUUUGGUUCAACAUAUGUUGUUAACUCAGAUGAACCCAUGGAUUGGACCUCAGCUAUUAAGAAAAUCUGGGCCAAGGACAGGAAAAGUCGACUGGAGGAAGCGAAAAUGUUGCGUGAUUCCUUUGACAAAAAGUACAACUGGGCAAAACAGAUUAAAGAUCUUACUGAGAAGAUGAUCAGUUGGGUUCACGGUAUGAAUGUCAAUUUGAUCAUGUACAUUAUUUUAAUCAUGUAUUACUUUAUUAAUUUGCACAAAUUAUGUCAAGUAAUAAAUAUUAUUAUUAUUUAGAAAAUGAAUUGAAUUCUAUUAAAUUUAUUCUUAUUGUUAUCAUUUUAUUAUUUAUUUAUUUAUUUUUCUUUUUUUCCUGCAAAAAAAUAUUUUCCAUCAUACAUUUGAGAGCUUGCUGGUUGAAAGUGGUUUUUUGGGUGACAGACAGCAACUAGGAGUGGACAGUGGUUUUACUCAACAAAUUGUCUCUAUAAGAGGGUUAGACACCUAGUAAUACAAAAUAUUAUGGUAGACCCAUGGUUGUGUCAUGGCAUGUUAAGAAGUAAAAGCCUUAAUUCCAGUUGCCAUUUGCAUUGCAGGUUUGUCAAUUAAACCCAUAACCUGUAACACCUGGAAAAGGUCUUGAAAAAUAGAAAAAAAGUCUAUGGAAAAAUAGUAAAAACUCUGGACCUUUUUUUCAUAGCUAUACAACAAUAUAAAAUUGCUUAAUAAGUGAUUUUUUUCCCUGUGGUCAAUUUCCAUUCAAUCCCCCCUGUACUGAAGACAUUUAAUCACAGAAUGUCCACAUUGUACCUUGUUUACCAUAUGUUUUCAGUGCAUCAUGAAAAAAGCUUGGAUCUGGUGUUUUUCAAGGUGUUUAGUGAUCACCUAUUAAUUUUGUUAACCUUGAAAUUAUCUGGAAAAGUAAAGUAUUGUUUUGGAAUAAGUCUGCACAAACCCUGUAGUUAAAAAGCUUGUAGAAUUUGGCAACGGUUAAUUACUUAUAGCAACCAUAAAAAGUGAAAAUUUUGGUUAAUGAAUUUUUGUUGUUCUCCCUUAUAGAUCCUGAAUCAACUCACUUUGUUUGCACUAAUGAGAGAUUAAAUUAUCCACAUUUAUGUCGUCUUCUAAUCACCUUGGGUUCAGAGGCACUCAGGGCAACCUUUGACAAAAUAAUUCCACCACAGAGUCUUCAUAGGUGUUUGAAACAUCAAGCACACUCUAAACUGUUGUUACUUCGAAAGCAAAGGGUGUUGAACUCACUGCAGUGGAGUAAAUUGUAUCCUUCGUCAUCCUCUGAAGUGACAUCUGCAAGCUUUGAUAUCUCCCUCUUGAUAGUGCUCUUAAGAACAAUCUGUAAUCUGAGUCCUCCACCCACUGGCUGGGACACACCUCCUCUCACAGCAGACACCAGUCGUGAGUCUGACAUUGUCCGUGUUAGGUGUUUCCUGAAUGCUGUGUCUAAACAUGCUGGAGACGGCUUUAUCAAUGAUGCUGUGUUAAGUAACUACUGGCAGCAGAUUCGUGACACUUUGUUGAGAUUGGGAGGAGCCCAUUAUGGAGAUGCCAUUGACGAAAUAAGGGAUCAGGAAAUGGACCCUCUGGAGGAAGAACAUUUCAGGGAACUUCUAAAGCAGUGGAAGAAAGUGGAGGACAAUAUCAAAGACAAGCUGAGUGAACUCGAAAGUGAAUUUAAUGAGUCAGGUUAGCUUUAGUAUUAUAUAUGUGUGCAUUGAUCUUGCUGUUAUAUAACUGACUCAAUAAAGGUUGCUUUGGGCAUAAUAUGGUAAUUGGGCACUGGAAAGGUAUUGUUUGUUGGUCACUCAAGCAAAUCAUUGAAUUCUUCUGUAUGCCCAAAUGCCCAAUGCCCAAUCGCUAAUGACCAAUAUUGUCAAAGCAACCUCAAUUGAAUUGGGUGUAUCAAAGAUUCAGAGCAUCUUGGCUGCACUUGCUCAGCAGUCUUGAUUCCUAAAAAUAAACAGAAAUCUUGUUAGUAAGCAUUCUUUUAGGUAUACAGUUAUCUAGUAAUACAGUGAAACCUGUAUUAAGCGGACACCCUCAGGGAAUGCUGUAGUGUCUGCUUAAUACAGGGUGUCCGCCUGAUACAGGUUUCGAUAGAUAAUGUCAUAUGAGGUGUCAAAUGCCAAUCAAAUGAACAGUAGAAACGUUUAGAAUAUUCCCAGAGACUAUGACGAUAUACGCUUGCAUUAAUUUCUUUAUUAAAGUGGACCAAUUGAUCAUAGUACCAAAAACAUAUAUUAUAACUCAAAUUUGAAGAAAUCAGAUGAGUGAAACAAGCUCUAUAGAAACAAAAUGAAAUAGAAAACAAUAAUGUGCAGUGAAACUAAUCAAAUAAGUUCGUCAAGUCGCAUUUUUUAAUGUAAAAUCGAAAAAUUUGUGGGUGGCAAUCUUUCACAUUUCUGGCGUCUGGCAUGAUAUGUUGGGUGGUGGAAUUUAAUUACAAGUGUCCGUUUAAUACAAGUGGUCAACAAUAGAAAUGACCAUUUCAGGCACUUUUUAGGUGUCCGCGUCCGCUUAAUAGAGGUGUCCGCUUAAUAAAGGUUUUAUGUAAAGUAAAUAAGGGAAAUAAAUUUGGGGACUUCGGCUACUGUCCGCUUUAUAGAGGGUGUCUGCUUAAUACAGGUUUCACUCUAACCAGUGAGUGUGGGCGACAGUGAUUCAAAGUUACCACGCUCUAAUUCUUUCUUCAAUUCUGUGCUUUACGGAAGUUUCACGUGAUAGCUAGGUAGUCAAAACAUGUGAUCGGAUAUUUGCCAGUUCUGUGUGUUCCUUUCAUAAUUUUUUAGUGGAGGUCCAAACGUAGCUGUUCGAAGCUACAUGGUUACAUAAGUUCCAUGCAUACGUAAUUUCAAGCUGUAGAUCAGAAUAGGCCACUUGCACAAAGAGGUCACGUGACCAAUGCCGCCUUUAAACAAUGAGUUGGAAUCUUGCUUAUGCCAAAAAUUGACAGAGCACAUAAAAAGUAUCUUACCCCCGAAAUUUGAAAGGUAACGCAUUUAAGGGAAAUAUUUUAUGGUACUUUGAUUUUUCAACAAAGUAGUAUGAUUUGUAUUGGCCGCCAUGUUGAAGGGCAUACUCUUGCCCUCCAACAUGGCGGCCAAAACUACUUUUUGCUUAUAUCUUGUUAAACGUUUGAUAGUUACGCUCAGAUGCGCUGUAAACGUUACCACAUUAUCUUUCAACAUUUUCCUUGAAGUCUAAGUGCAAAAUUUGAGUUCAGAAAUAGGCAAUUCAUAAUUUUAAAAAUCACAUUUUGUUCACGUGACCAGUUACGAACUUACUCAUUUUAAGAAAAUGGUGCGGGUUUGAAAAACCAAAUCACUAUUAUUUUGUUUAAGAUAUGACGCACUAAUCGUUUUUCGAAGGCAAAAUCAUAUAACUUUCAUUUUCAUAAAAAUGAUGUCACAUGACCUCUCAGUGCAAAUGGCCUAUUAUGGGCUCCUCUUGUCGCCCACAGUAAUUAUUGAUUAAUGUGAGUUAAAUGUAAGGCUUAAAGAUGAAGCCUUUGAUACCCUGUGUUCAGCUUUUCCUUGUUGCAUGGAAGCAUGAAAUAGGUCAUAGUAUCAUCUCCACACCACUGAAUACAUGUAGUUACCAGGCUUUUUGACUUGAACAAUAACAUUCGAAUUAUUGUAAGCUGUUUAAGAUACCGUAAAAUUCCGAAAAUAAGCCCCUCCAAAUAUAAGCCCCCCAAUCCGGUAACGCAAAAAACCCUCCGUUAAAUCGCCCCUCCAAAUAUAAGCCCGCCGGGGGCUUGUACUUGGAAAAUUGCCCUCAAAUACAAAGUAAAGCAAGGCCAAAACGGUAAAUUUACUUCCACCUAUAAGGCUAGCCCAAUCGAUUUGGCAAAUUUCCCUCCGUAGAUAAGCCCCUCCGAAUAUAAGCCCCUCCAAAAAUAAGCCCCUCAAAAAGGGCCUUUGAAAAAUAUAAGCCCCGGGGCUUAUUUUCGGAAUUUUACGGUAUACUGGUAACUGAUCAUGGGGUAAUACUGGGUCCACAUCCCACUAACUUUAGUGCUGCAACGAUAUUUUCAUAUUUUUUCAGUUGGAUUCAAAACAGAAUCAUAAAGUACUUCCCUUAUUGCCCACCGUAAUAAGCAAGCCUACUGUGUAACAAGUCAAAUACUUGUUCUCAUGUCAAGCUUCAUCUUCAUCUUUCAGAUUUGUCAUACCCAAGCGACAUUUUAGAGAAGAUCCGUCAACUGUAUAGAACACGUGAACAACGCUUUCUGCCUGUACCUUGGUGUGAAGAUUUCAGCUUUCAUUUGAACGAUAUGUUUACUAGACUUAAAAUCGUUGGUAAAGAAAAGUCCCGAGGAGUACUUACUGACGAGAUAACCAAUAUGACUGCUAUCUUUAAGGCGCACGCAGAAUGUCAAAGCCCCCGAACAGUCUUGAUCGAGGGAGAUCCUGGCAUGGGAAAAACCACAUACUGUCAAAAGCUGGCGUAUGAUUGGGCAACUAAGCACGACGAAUGGGACCCGUCUUUUCCAGAUAUUGAAGUGCUACUGCUUCUCAAAUGUAACGAAUUUCAAACCAGCAUCUGGGAGGCUAUUGAUGACCAAAUUUUACCCGAGGAAAUGGAAGAUCAAGCUAAGGAAUGUUUCUUUAAAUUCAUUCGCGAAAAUCAGUCAAAAGUUCUUUUAGUUCUCGAUGGAUUGGAUGAAGUGGAUGCAAGUAACCUCAAAGUACUCUCCAACCUUGUUCAAGGUAAAGAACUUUCAGGUUGCUACAUUGUUGUGACAUCUCGUCAUGAGGCUGGAAGUAAAGUAAGGAGGUACUGUGACACUCUGUGGGAAAUUGAAGGAUUUACCAAGAAAGAUGCAGAAAGCUUUAUUCUUAAAUACUUUAAAAACAUCAACAAAGAGCACUUAGCCUGGAAACUUCUAAAGAGCAUAUGGCAUGUGCCCUUUCGAUUUGAGUCGCAACAGGAUAGAGACCUGAGUGAAUUGACAAAAAGUCCCUUAAACACUGCCUUACUGUGUGUUGUUUGUGAGGAUUUUGAGGGCGUGUUUCCAACGAGCAAAACUGAAUUGUACACAGAGAUUGUUCUUUGUGUUUUAAGAAGAUAUGAACAAAAGCAAGGUUUAGCGAGCAAGAAUGAAGACCUGAUGACCGUUUACAAAAAAGAAUUAAUAGAUCUUGGAAGAAUGGCAUUAGAAUCUCUUCUAAAAGGAGAGUUGUAUUUUGAAGAACAUAAAUCUGACGGUGGCUUCAUUGUCUUAUCCAAGUUCGGAUUCCUUUCACUUCAGGCUGGUGGUAGUAAGAGGAAAGUUGUUGUACGUUAUGCAUUUCUUCAUAAGAGCUUUCAAGAGUUCUUUGCUGGUUUCUAUCUUGCUUACAAACUCAUUGAAGGAGAAAUUGAGUGCAAAUCAGUGGUGACUGACCAAAGAUACAAGAACGAACUAUAUCAAGUCUUUUUAUUUACGAUCGGAAUUUUAGUUUCAACAAGUGAGAAAACCGCAGAGUCUCUCGUAACAUAUAUGGCUAGAAAUAUCAGAAGUCUUCAGUCUGCGAAAGGCGUUUCAAAGCGUCUUGUAUUUUCAUUAGGUUGUUUAUCAGAGUACGAAAGUUUAGUUUACACCUUAGGAGAGCACCUUCACAUUCCUUAUUUGAAUUUGAAGUCAGAAAUAGAGGAAGAUGCUAUUGUUUUUCUUUCGAAGGCCCUUGCAGUAAACUCCUCCUUAACUUAUUUGGAUUUGCGUGGGAACAGAAUUGGUUCUUCUGGAGCUGCGUCUCUUUCCCAGGCUCUUGCAGUCAACUCCUCCUUAACUAAUUUGGAUUUGAGUAUUCCUUAA